Nicotiana attenuata is the source of this 3273-nucleotide messenger RNA. RefSeq lists its product as uncharacterized. Bases 516 to 2933 code for a protein of 805 amino acids. The record is from RefSeq and is a predicted model, not a curated record. Gene Ontology annotation, cellular component: plasma membrane. Gene Ontology annotation, molecular function: protein binding; calcium ion binding. The transcript has a single exon. Lineage: Eukaryota; Viridiplantae; Streptophyta; Magnoliopsida; Solanales; Solanaceae.
AGAAAAUAAAACAAAGUCUAUGAUGUUUGAAAGUCCCCAGUCACUCAGCCCCACCACUCCAUAAUCACAACCAGAAGAAAAAGAAGAAAGAAGAAAUAAGGGGCAAAAUGUAAACAGAAAAACAGUUGUCUCUUUUGCUCUACCCAUUCAAUCUUUCCCCAUUUUCUUUCCCCAGAUCCAAUGCAACAAAAUCUCAACUUUAAACCCAUAUAUCUCUCUCCCUCUCAUUUCCCUAAUUCCAAUUUCCCUCAUUUCAUAAUCUGAAACCCUAGCACUAAAAAUCCCCCUUUUUUUGUUCUCACUAUUAAACCCUAAUUUGCAAAUUCUCUACCCUCAUUUCACCAACUUCUCUUCUUGAUUGAGGGGUUUUACACCCAAUUUCGAGAUAAGUUGGAAUUUUUACUUAAAUUGUCGGUUUAAAAGUUCUCUUUUUUGUUGAGGGUUUUCACAGCCAAUUUCGAGAAACUUAGGAAUUUGAGCUGAAUUGUCAGUUUGCAACCCUAAAUUUUAGGAAAAUGGCUACAAGGGGAGGCAGAUCAGAGAAGGUGAAGAGAAUAUUCACGCAAUUCGACGUUAACGGUGACGGUGGUCUUAACCGUGAGGAAAUGGCAGCGCUAGUGGUCGCCGUAAACCCUAGGGUUAAAUUCAGCGACGAGCAAAUCAGCGCUAUUCUCGAUGAGGUUUUCCGUACGUACAGCGAGUUUAUCGACGGCGACAAGGGCCUCACCUACGACGGCCUUUUACGUACCUAUGAUGACGGCGCCGGUGACGUGGAUCGUGACUUCGACGCGCUUGGGCUCGAGUUUAAGCCGGAGGACAAUAUUGGAAGUUCCAUGGCUGCAGCGGAAGAAGCAUCAUCAUCGUCAAUUGUGGAUGAUGAGAGAGUGAUGGAGCCUCACAAGAAACUGCGGACUGCGGCAUGGGCAGCCUCUCCAAAUCACGGCAUUGUGUUUGAUGACACGUGGAAGCUCGUGGAUGACAUUGAGAUAUUGAUCAAGAGGCUUAAAUCAAAACAGGCGAAAGACGGGAAGUUAAAGAAUGAUAAUUCUGAUGUGUAUUCGGAAGGCUGGUCGAGAGAAUUAGGACCCUCGACUGAGCUUUCGGAUAAACGGGUGGUUUGGGAGGAGACUGGACAUGACUAUAGUGUGUUUGUGAAGGAGUUGGGUGUGUUGAGGUCGAGGGCAGAUGGGGCAAGGUCGAGGGAAGAAGCUUUUGAUGGUCACAUGGCAAUUGGUAGAGUUUUGUAUGAUCAGCAUUUGUUUAAGGAAGCACUAGUUAGCUUUAAGAGAGCUUGUGAAUUGCAGCCUGCUGAUGUUAGGCCACAUUUUCGGGCUGGAAAUUGUUUGUACGUGCUCGCGAGGCAUCGUGAGGCAAAAGAGGAGUUCUUGCUUGCAUUGGAGGCUGCUGAAGCUGGUGGUAGUCAGUGGGCUUAUUUGCUUCCUCAGAUUCAUGUGAAUUUGGGUAUUGCUCUUGAAGGUGAAGGUAUGGUUAUUAGUGCCUGUGAACAUUAUAGAGAGGCUGCUAUUUUGUGUCCGACUCAUUUUAGAGCUUUGAAACUUUUGGGUAGUGCGCUUUUUGGUGUGGGUGAGUAUAAGGCAGCUGUUAAGGCAUUAGAAGAGGCUAUUUAUAUGAAGAGUGAUUACGCUGAUGCGCAUUGUGAUCUUGCUUCUGCAUUGCACGCGAUGGGUGAUGAUGAUAAUGCAAUUAAGGAGUUUCAGAGAGCUAUUGAUUUGAAACCUGGUCAUGUUGAUGCCUUGUAUAAUUUGGGUGGACUUUACAUGGAUAUGGGCAGAUACCAGCGUGCUUCAGAGAUGUACACGAGGGUACUAAGUGUUUGGCCGAAUCAUUGGAGAGCGCAGCUCAAUAAGGCUGUGGCUUUAUUGGGGGCUGGGGAAACCGAGGAAGCUAAGAAAGCUUUGAAAGAAGCUCUGAAGAUGACUAACAGAGUGGAAUUGCAUGACGCAAUCGCACACUUGAAACAGCUUCAGAAGAAGAGGUUGAAGGGGAAUGGAAGUGGUAAUGGGGAGGAGGCCUUUAUCAUUGUUGAACCCUCGAAAUUUAAGACAGUGGGCGACAAGACCACAUUGAGACCAGAUUUAUCCACUGCUCUUGAUAUUAGAAGUUUUCAGAGGAUUACUCGUCUUAAUCGUUGUGAUGUUGAUCAGAUAAAGAAGGAAAUAGGUGAGACUGAUGUACCAUUGUCUUAUUCUGGUGGUGUACCUGAAAAGUCAAUACGCAAGGCUUCACUAGAGGAGAUUAUGCACAGAUUGCUUAAAUUCUUGAAGCCAGAGACAUUUAUAGGAGCUGUUAAAGCCAUUAACCAGAAAAUUCUCUCUGUUUUAGAUGAGUCAGAAUCAGGUAGGGUGGAUCUAGGCAUGUUUUUUGCCGUUCUUGCUCCUGUCUGUGGAGGAUCACCGGACAAAAGAAAACACAUUGCAUAUGAGGCGCUUUUGUGGCGUCCUGUGAAUGAAGGUAGCAACCAGAUAAGGAAAACUGAUGCUCAGAGGUACAUCAAACUGCUAAGAGCUAUUUAUAUUCCUUCCCAUGGAGCAAGCGAAAUGUUGGAAAUCCACGGGCAGAUGGACACAUCAUUGGUGUCUUUAGCAGAAUUCACGGCGAUGUUUGAUGAUCCUGAUUGGGGUUUUGGUAUUAUGUCCACUUUACUGAAGCUUGAAUAUGGGGAUAGGAAUCGUCAUGGUAGCCAUGUUUGUGCAACUUGCUGCUACCCCAUUAUAGGGUCUCGCUUUAAGGAGAUAAAAUCGCAUUUCAGUUUGUGCAGUCAAUGUUACAGUGAAGGAAAAGUACCACCAACCAGCAAGCAAGAAGAGUAUAGAUUUAAAGAAUAUGCUACUGAAUCCGAGGCAGUGAAAGAUAAGUGCAUGUGGUUUGGAAUCCAUUCUAAAGGCUCCUCAUCUCCUGCUGCUGCUUCCUAGCUAUUCAAGUGUUAAGAUAUCAGAUGUUCAGGGUGUGAAUUACUUUAGCUUAUGAAACAUGUUCUGUGGGCUUUAUGCCUUUGUACAAUAAUCCUUUCAGGUUGUGACCAUCAAUUCUUUGUUUAAAGGCAGUAUUGUAGGGACUUGGUUGGUUCUUUGGGUGCCUUCAUCUUUGUUUUCUGACUCCUUUUAGGGAUUGUAUCUCAUGUAAGUUCAUCAGUGUAAAGUUCUAUGUUCCCCUUGAUUUGUUCAUUUUGUAGUAUUUGUGGCUAUGGAUGGAGUGCAUUGCAUUAUCCAACAAUUGAUUCCAGUUAUUAGCAUAAGAGUGUUUGUUCAUAGA